Molecule: messenger RNA, 4833 nt
Organism: Amoebophrya sp. A120
Lineage: Eukaryota; Dinophyceae; Syndiniales; Amoebophryaceae
Source: the annotation of a GenBank genome assembly
AGUUUGAUGUUUUUUCAUUGGAAACAACGUGGGUGUGUGAACUUGAUGUGCACCACACUCACCUAAAUUAUUGAAGAGGGACUGCAUGUGCAAAAGCAAGCGAGUUAGCUCUUAGUAAAAAGGUGGCACUCUAACUAUCUGUGUAUUACAGUUUUUUUACGGACACCAGAAGAUAGAACGCUGAUGUAAAUGUCAUCUUUUUCUAGCAGCGUUGCCGUUCUUGUACAACUAACUGCAGGUAAUAAGAAGUUUAAGGCUUCCAAAUUCGUGUCUCUUGUAAAAGCUCUUCUCCACUAUCUCCUCCGUUCGUUUCGGGAGAGAAAGUUCAAACUCACACUCAUCUUCGCCUCUCUCCUCACCGCGACCUUGAUGCUGACCAAAGUCGCCGAAAACGUGUGCCCCACGCGGGCGCAGCGACUGUGGAAGCGGGGCCCUUUAGGCCUGAUCAUCGAUGUGGUGCAGGCGGUCUGCGGGGUAGAGAUUUCGGCGAAACGGGACAAGGAGGCUGAGAGUUGUACGACGUCUUCUUCGUCCGGAGCAGCGCAUUGUCGUGUGUCCACAAAGACGGGAACGUCCAGCACGAGCGACGCGAAAACAAGGACGGCGAGCAGGACGGAUUGUGCAGAGGAGGACCAUCGAAAGCAGGAUUUAGACGGUAUGAAAAGACUUUCAAAUUAUCAAGGACAUGCACGAAAAUGAUGUUGAUGAAGAUGAUGACGAUGAGUUUUAUCUCGAUUUAUGUUUUUGCGCCAUCGUAGUUGUGCAGUCGUUUUUGUUCCACUUCAAGUUCAAAAUGAAAAUCGAACUCCACUCUCAAAACAACAGAUCUGAAACGAGUGCUGAAAGCGGUCUUGACGACUCUGAUUCCGCAGCCGUUUCAGGAAGCCUGGGGUCUGUCUUCUAGUGCUUCCUCUGCUAGUUGUACUAAUACCGCUACUGGUCGUUCGAGUUCCAGUUUCACUGGCAGCACAACGAAGGGAGCAAGUGCGGACAACAGGAAUAUUACUCUCGCCGCGACAACAUUUCCAUCUUCAUCUUCCCACGAAGAUGCCUCCGCAAAAAUCUCCCCCUCCACGACCUUCACCAUUGCCGAUAAAAUCGAAAAAUUUGAAGCCAUUUCGUCCGCGUCUCCCUCCCCGAAAAAGAGCCACGGCAGAAGCAGGCGGAGAUCCCAAGAGAGUGCAGAAGUAGAUGUUGCGACUUUCUUUGAAACAACUACAACAACUUCAUCUCCCACCUCUAGAAAGAAUACCACGACCACCAGCAGCUCCCGCCGCCGCGCUGGGACAUUGGCGCCGCGGCCCACAGUGAUUGGGCCGGAAGUUGCGUUGGGUGACCACGUGGUGUCAUCAGUGAUCGAAAAUCGAGCGGCACCAGGACCAGAGCUGCAGCAAAAGGCCAUCAUCAUCCCCGCCAACGACGUGAUUGUCACGAAAGAGGGAAGCGAGUACUUUCAAUUAGAGAAGAACGCGCAACAGGCAGGGAGUUUGUCCGCGUCGAUCAUUGCGCCGAACGGCGAGGAGGAAGAGGAGGAGGAGGAUACCUGCAGCCUCGCGGACGUCGUGGAGUUGCUGAAAGAGCAGGAGGACAAUAAUCUAAAAGGUAGUAGUUCUUGUACAACCUCGACUGAGGUCAACAACAGCAAAGCCAAUCCACAGAAGUUGCACACGACCAACAACAUUUCCGACAGUCUUUCUUCUUCUAAGGAAACCACCGCCCCCCCGCUGUCCUACUCCAACUCGGACGCGCUAACGCAGACGUUGACGGGUACCGUGAUCGGGAACGGGAGCAACGCCACGGAUAUGAAAUGCAAAAAUGUCUGGGUCUGGCUCUGGAAGAUUGCAACUUGUCACGCUGUUUUUGGACUCUAAAAAAAAUUGUAUUGCAUGACCAGCAAAAUGGGUACAGUUUUUGCUACACAGACAGGCCAUUUCUCAUGCGGAAGGUGCAUCAGGAAGCCCUCUAAAGGUCUGCGAUGCUAGUUCAAGCAUUACAGGCAUUAUGGGUCAUGAGAAAUAUGCAUGACAAAUCUUGCAUUCUUCCAGACCCAGACACUUUUACAUUUGAUAACGGACUCUUUGACCGCGACCCGCGUAAAUUUGCUGGAAGACGGGUUCUACUUCGAAGAGGUUUUUAACAGCAGCAGCUCAACAUCAACAAACAUAGUAAAUCCUUUUAGUGUGGUCGGUGAAAAUGUGGACGGUGUCGAUGGUGGAAAAGAAGAAGUGGUCGAGGACGAAAGGUACAGUAAUAGCAGCCGAAUUCUGGACGAAUUCGAGCAGCAGAAACGAAACGACAUGUUUCUUAUGUCUGCUAUUCACAAUCUACCCAGCGGGCUGCUCGAAUUUGCGGACGACGAGGACGAGGAACCGCAGGGGGAUUUGUUUCCGUCAGGAGAGGACCAUAGUCAGGAGGACGCAGCAGGGACGAAGAAGAUUACGAAUUUGUGCGAGGAGCAACAGCGAGAAGAAUUUGCGUUCUUCCACCCAGUGGCAGAGGAGGAAACCAAAAACAACAACUCCAACAGGGAAUGCAGUGCAGAAACCCUCGAAGAGGACCAGGAUGAGGAGGAAGAAAACAACAGUUUCAGCGUCAAUAUUAAAUGCAAAUAUCUACUGUCGUAGACGUCUGGAAACCACUUGUGAUGCUGAAGAACUGUGGACGAUGAAGAUGAAAAUUACACUUCCACCGAAUGAAGUCAAGAGUAUACAAUUUUGCAGAACGCCAGCGCUUUCUCAUGAUACGCAGCUCGCAUGAGAGCUUGCAUUUCUGUACGACGAGAGCAGAUGAGGCUGCGACUUCUAUUGGUCAUGCACAGCACGACAGGAGAUUUCAGUGGUAAUCAAUAUGUAUAUGCAACACCAGCAUUACAAGCAUGAGCAUCCGAAGCUUCCAAACCCAGACAGCAUAUUUGCCAUGCAUAGUGAAAUAUCAAAUGUAAAAAUGUCUGGGUCUGGAAGAUUCUGACACUUGUCAUGCACGUUUUGCAUGAGCCAUGAUGUCUGUGAUGCAUACCCUAGCAAUACAGAUUUCUUGAGGGCUUCUUGAUGCCUAUUCCGCAUGACAAAUGCCUUCUCAGCGUAGCACAAAUUGCAUUCCCUUUGGUACUCAUGCAAUACAGAUUUUUUUGGAAUCCAAAUGCAGCAUCACAAGCUGCAUUCUUCCAGACCCAGACACUUUUACAUUUGAUAUGAAAAGCCAGGGCUUCGCGGUGCGGCGCGACAAGAUCCAGAUCAUCGAUAAUCUGGAGGGACUAUCAGAGUGCACAACUCCCCUUCCACCUCAUUUGUAUUGCAUGAACGGCAGUACAAGCAUCAGCAAGAGUGCCGGUUUUGCAUGACAAAUUCUCACUGGAAUGUAGUACUAUUUGGGCUACCAGAGCUUGUCAUGCAAACAGUGCCAAGAUGCAAGGAGUCGUGGAUUGGGUAUUUUGCAUGACAAAUGAGGGGGAUGGAGAGUUGUGCACUGUCAUAGGGACCGGUGAAAGUGAACCCCUUGGCGGAUGAGCUGCACUCGAAGAGAAUUGAGGAAUUAACGGCAUUGAGUGACGCGAGGAAUUUCGGAGAGGAGGCCGAAGCGUCCGAAGAUGACGAGGAUUUAUUGCAACCGGAAAACGAUGAAGAAACGAAGAAGGCGAUUUUUGCACGAGCCACCUACUUGGAAGAGGUAUAAUUUUUUACAUGGAAUGUAUGAUGAUUUUUUCUUUUAUUGCAUGCAUGCACACGUGGACGCGGUCUCACUGAAUCUGGAAAAUAUUAUUUGUUCACACCAGCACGUGUGAAUCAUGGUGCGGAAAAAAAAUCCUUUGCGGUUGAUCGUUUUCAACCGAGGGCAAGAUGAUGAACGGACGAAGCGAAAAACACGAACGCAAGUAUUCAAAUACAAAACACUUUAGGAAGAAGACGCAAAAAUUCGGCAAGCUCCCGUGAAUUUUCUGGAUCCCAACAUCGGGAACUUUGGCGUGUGGUUCACCCAGCUGCUAGACGUGAAGUACCGCGACCAAGUGACGCCGUAUUCAAUCGCAAUGGCGAACAAAAACGGGAGAAUCGGGCAGAACUUAAUGACCAACGCCACUACUUCCUGUGCGGAGGAACAAGAAGGGGGUUGUAGCUCCAGUAGUGCAGAUGAGACAGCGGUGGGGACGUCGAGUGGGGUCGUUUCUCUGUCGUCGGGAAAUUCGUCGGAGGCCUAAGGGAGGGGAGUCAGAAAGGAAUUUGUCUUUCAUAGAAGCUGCGCGCAGCUUUUUAGUGCUGCAAGUCAAGAAGAUAUUUCAUUUUUCGUGAUUGAAAUUAACAUCAUUGAAUCAAAAAUGUAUCCGAUUCAACACAGAUCCAGAUUCGAUUAAACUUACGUGCCCACAUCAAGCUACGCAUGAUCAUUUUUUUGAAAGCGUUUCCACUUCAAGACCGAUUUACUAUACAUUUUUAUGCGUUUCUCUUUUAUGACAGGAUUACAGACACCUACAACAUUGAGGUUUGUUGAGACACGACUUGAAGUAAAAAAUAUAAGGGACCGCAGGAUGAUGAAAUGGAAGCGCGUGCUUCAACUUCAACUCGUGCUUGCCCGUCCAGCAGCACCUGCAGCACUAUGCACUUGUUGGUCGCACAACAUGAGUUUUUUGUAGGAUUUACAACAUGAUAUUUAUGCGAAGAUACUCGAAUAGUUACGUUAGAAGAAGAAAUCAUAAUUGCUACGAAAUUAUAAUGCGAAAAGGCUAAACUACACGAAUACGUCUCAACAUCAAAGCAUAUUGUAAACAUGUGGCCUAGACGACUUUUCACUCGUGUACAAUAGUUCCAAUUGUGAAGCUUGAGUAACAACAUCGGCCUCCAU